ACUGUCUCUAUUCCCUGACAGCUCUGGGGACCCAACCCUCAAUCUCUAUGGACUCUACAGAAGGAGAGCAGACCCGGCUGGUGUGCAGAUCAGAGGGGUGGGACCCUGAACCUGAAGUGAUCUGGAGAGACAGGGAUGGAAACGAUGUGACAUCACUGUCCAACACAACAGUGCAGAGGGACAGUCAGGGGCUCCGCAGUGUCAGCAGCUACAUCAAAAUCAAACCACAGUCCAACGUGUUCUCUUGUCUGGUUAGAAGUAAAAUACCCAAACCAGACUGGGAAUCCAAACUCCACAUAUCCAGUGAUUUUUUCCCAGGAGUCUCUGGAUGGAUGGUGGCUUUCUUCUUGACUUUAGCUCUCAGUAUUGGAGCCAUUCCUCUGCUGGUGAUCCAAUGGAGAAGAAUGGAUGCCAUGGAGAGACAGUUUGAGCCUAUGGCUGCUCAGCGCCUUCGUGAGGAACUUGAGUCUGUAAAGCGAGAGGUCCUUAAAUCAGAAUGGAAGUGGAUCCUCAGCUCAGCAGUUGACAGUUUGACUCUGAACCUCGAUACAGCACACCCCCGGCUCACCCUGCCUGUGGAUGGGAAACAAUUGAGAGGGAAAAGGCAGGAUUAUAACAGUUCUCAGAGAUUUGAUUACAGGCGCUGUGUGCUGGGCAAGGAGUGCUUCACCUCAGGGAGACACUACUGGGAGCUGGGGGUGGGAGAGAAUACAUUCUGGAGAUUAGGAGUCAGCAGAGAGUCUGCCCAGAGGAAGGGGAAGUUCAGUAUAACCACCCAGCAGGGUUACUGGACUGUGGGGUGGGAUGGAGAUGAAGAUAAAGAUGAGUUCAUUGCUCUCACUGACCCCCAGACCCCCCACCCCCUGAGCCUGAAGCCCCAGAAGCUGGGGGUAUAUCUGGAUUAUGAGGAAGGACAGCUCUCCUUUUACAAUGUGGAGACCAGAUCUCACAUCUACACUUUCACUGACAUGGAGUUCAAGCCCAAUAAGAAACUCUAUCCAUUCUUCUGGACUUGGGAUGAGAAAACAGACCUUGCACUGGUGUCCCCGGGGAAGAUGAAUGACAGCUCUUUCUUUCUUCUAGUCUGGAAAUGGAUUCUUGCUGCAUCAGUUGAUGUGACUCUGGACCCUGAUACAGCACAGCCCCAGCUCAUCCUGUCUGCGAAGGGGAAACGAGUGAGAGAGGGAGAGACACGGCAGGAUAUCCCUGACAAUCCAGAGAGAUUUGAUCGCUGGUGCUGUGUGCUGGGCAGGGAGGGCUUCACCUCGGGGAGACGAUACUGGCAGGUGCAGGUGGGGGGGAAUACAUGGUGGAUAUUAGGAGUCAGCAGAGAGUCUGCCGAGAGGAAGGGGGGGAUCAGCAUGACCCCCCAGCAGGGUUACUGGACUGUGGAGUGGUGGAGUGGAGGUGGGUUCACUGCUCUCACUGACCCCCAGACCCCCCUCCCCCGGAGCCUGAAGCCCCUGAAGCUGGGGGUGUAUCUGGAUUAUGAGGAAAGGCAGCUCUCCUUUUACAAUGUGGAGACCAGAUCUCACAUCUACACUUUCACUGACAUGGAGUUCAAUCCCAAUGAGAAACUCUAUUCAUUCUUCUGUACUUACAGUAAUAUAGACCUUGUGCUGGAGUCCCCUGACCCAGACCCUGUCAGCGCUGCAGAUUAAACACACAUUGCUGUCUGAACCAGACAAUCUCCUCUUCACUUUCACUGACACUCUCUCUGCACUCUUCUGGGCUGAUGAGAAAAAAUCCUCUCUCUUCCACCCUCUUACCCUGAGCCCCUCCUCUUUAUUUCUCUACACCCCCUUUCCUACUCUCCCUUCCUGUCUGCCUCUCUCUUUCCCCUCCACCUCUCCAUCUCCAGAUCCCUCUUUCUCUCAUCUUCUACUCUCCUCUCUCUUUCUCUUCCCUCUGAUAUAUUAAUCCCCUCCCUUUCCACUCUCCAUCUCUCCACCAUCCUCUCUACUCUCUCUCUCUCCUCCAUCUUCUCUACUCUCCCUCUCUCCUUCAUCCUCUCUACUCUCUCUCCUCCAUCUUCUCUACUCUCCCUUUCUCCACCCUGUCCUCUCUACUCUCCCUCUCUCCACCCUGCCUUCUCUACUCUCCCUCUCUCCACCCUGCCCUCUCUACUCCCUCUCUCCUCCAUCCUCUCUACUCUUUCCUCUCUCCACUCUGCCUUCUCUACUCUCCCUCUCUCCUCCAUCCUCUCUACUCUCCCUCUCUCCACCCUGCCUGCUCUACUCUCCCUCUCUUCACCCUGCCUGCUCUACUCUCCCUCUCUCCACUCUGCCUUCUCUACUCUCCCUCUCUCCUCCAUCCUCUCUACUCUCCCUCUCUCCUCCAUCCUCUCUACUCUCCCUCUCUCCUCCAUCCUCUCUACUCUCCCUCUCUCCUCCAUCCUCUCUACUCUCCCUCUCUCCACCCUGCCCUCUCUACUCUCCCUCUCUCCACCCUGCCUUAUCUACUCUCCCUCUCUCCUCCAUCCUCUCUACUCUCCCUCUCUCCACCCUGCCUGCUCUACUCUCCCUCUCUCCACCCUGCCUGCUCUACUCUCCCUCUCUCCUCCAUCCUCUCUACUCUCCCUCUCUCCUCCAUCCUCUCUACUCUCCCUCUCUCCACCCUGCCCUCUCUACUCUCCCUCUCUCCACCCUGCCUUAUCUACUCUCCCUCUCUCCUCCAUCCUCUCUACUCUCCCUCUCUCCUCCAUCCUCUCUACUCUCCCUCUCUCCACCCUGCCUUCUCUACUCUCCCUCUCUCCUCCAUCCUCUCUACUCUCCCUCUCUCCUCCCUGCCCUCUCUACUCUCCCUCUCUCCACUCUGCCUUCUCUACACUCCCUCUCUCCACCCUGCCCUCUCUACUCACCCUCUCUCCACCCAGCCUGCUAAUAAAUAAAUAAUGAUAAAAGACUUUCUAGACAAUAGAUGAAUGCAUUAUUUUCCAUGUAAUCAAUAUUUACACUGAAGCUGAGAUGCUCCCUGAAUAUUAUUCAUUGCUAAACCAGUGAACUGAUUUCUGCUAUUUUGAUAUGAAUCUUCUGUUCUGUUUUUGUAGCGCAUCUAUUUUCUCUCUUUCUUGAUAAAAUGUAUAAAAGAUAUAA
Messenger RNA from Acipenser ruthenus (sterlet), 3095 nucleotides. RefSeq names its product butyrophilin subfamily 1 member A1-like. The record is from RefSeq and is a predicted model, not a curated record. Bases 48 to 1661 code for a protein of 537 amino acids. The transcript is spliced from 8 exons. Gene Ontology annotation, molecular function: protein binding. Lineage: Eukaryota; Metazoa; Chordata; Actinopteri; Acipenseriformes; Acipenseridae.